Molecule: messenger RNA, 1414 nt
Organism: Helianthus annuus (common sunflower)
Lineage: Eukaryota; Viridiplantae; Streptophyta; Magnoliopsida; Asterales; Asteraceae
Product: SH3 domain-containing protein 2
Exons: 10
Coding region: 185-1231 (348 amino acids)
Molecular function (GO): protein binding
Source: RefSeq, a predicted model, not a curated record
UCAUCCUUUGACGAACUUUCUCUAUACGCGUCACUGUUCAUACCUUUUUCUGCAUCCCAAUUUCUUUUUUACGCGUCAACAACAGUUCACCUCAUUCCUUUACACACUAAAAUCAAACCUUUUCUUGAUGCUCGAUCAAUCCGAUUCAGUAGCAACUUCGAUUCUGAGUUGAAAUUUCAAAAAAAUGGAAGCUUUAAGAAGACAAGCUAGCAAAUUUAGGGAACAAGUAGCCAAACAGCAGCAGGCUGUAUUAAGCCGACUGGGUAAAGAUGCUGAAAUAUUCGAUGAAGAAGAACUUCGGUGUCAUCAGAAACUUCAAGAUCUUUAUAAAUCUACCAGGGAGACUAAGCAUUUCCAAAAGGACAUUGUUCGUGGUGUUGAAGGGUUUAUUUCAAUAGGCAAAAAGCAAAAUCAAAUAGAAAAAAGGUUUGCUGAAGAUUGUCGCAAAUAUGGGACCGAAAAUGUAAAUCCUGGUUUCCCCCUUGUAAGAGCUGCUACGGAACUUGGCACUUCACGUCAUUCUAUUGAAGACAAGCGGGAAACUAUGCUUGAGAUACUUAACCACCAGGUAUCCGAGCCGUUAAAAGCAUCAAUAAAAUCAGCUUCAUUGGAAGAUGCUCGCCACUUGGCACGCAGUUGUGAUAGACUCCGCCAAGAAGUUGAGAGUCAGGCAGUGGAAGUAUUAAGGCGGCAAACAAAGGUCCGAGAUCCUACUCCAGAGAGUGCGUUAAAACUUAAAAACAUGGAAGCACGGUUAAGUGAGCUCCGAUCUUCGAUGAUCACACUUCAGAAAGAAGCAAUCUCCGCGAUGUUGUCGGUAGAGGAACAACAACAACAAAUAACCUUGCAAAAGCUUCUUAUGAUAGUGGAUGCCGAAAGGUCUUAUCACCGCCACGUUUUGUCUAUUCUAGAGGAGCUACAUGCUGAGCUGAUUUUGGCAAAGCAUAUGCAAGAAUCAUCGUCUCAAUCUGCUACCGAGAAAGAUGUUAUUGUUCCAUCUGGCGACAUCACUCAACGCGUACACAAUGAAAAUAAAGAUUAUGAUUAUUUUAUUGGAAAGGUCAUUCAUCCAUUUGAUGCUCAAGCAGACGGUGAGCUGAGCUUAAAUGUUGAUGAUUAUGUUAUAGUUCGCCAGGUGUCUCCUAAUGGAUGGUCCGAAGGGGAGUGCAAUGGCAAGAUUGGUUGGUUCCCGUCAGCUUAUUUAGAAAGGCAAGAUAUUCAAAAGAACUAGGUAAUUAAGGUGUAUAUAGAAGAUGUAUACACAGCUGCAUGUCAAAAGCUAAUGUAUAAGUUGUAUAAAUGUAAUUAUUUGUACUUUGGGUACUUGUAUAUUGGAGUGAUAAAAAAUCUAUAUGUAUGGUAUAAGUUAUAUCAUACGGUACAGUUUUUUAAUCCGGUUCUAAGAUUAAAGUCA